Ziziphus jujuba (common jujube) is the source of this 381-nucleotide messenger RNA. Its product is annotated as TPD1 protein homolog 1-like. The coding region runs from base 1 to 381 and encodes 126 amino acids. The transcript is spliced from 2 exons. The record is from RefSeq and is a predicted model, not a curated record. Gene Ontology annotation, biological process: cell fate determination. NCBI's taxonomy places the organism in Eukaryota, Viridiplantae, Streptophyta, Magnoliopsida, Rosales, Rhamnaceae.
AUGGCAGCUUUCAUGAAGUUUCUCAUAGUCACUGUUUUCUUGUUUGGACUUUUUGCCGCAGGUAUUAAUUCCCAGCAAUGCAGUCUGAGCAAUAUAAAGGUUAGUCAGGCGCAAUCAGGAAAGAAAGUGCAAAACAAGCCAGAAUGGACGGUGACGAUCACGAAUGAUUGCAUCUGUGGACAAUCGUCAUUGACAGUAGAUUGCAGUGGAUUUCAAACAGUGGAAGCCGUAGAUCCUUCAAUCUUGAAGGUUUCUGGUUCCACCUGUCUUAUCAAUAAUGGUCUGCCAGUCUUUGAAACUCAACCUAUUUCUUUCAACUAUGCUUGGGAUUCUGCCUCCGCUUCUUUCAAGCCGCUUUCCUCCCAAAUUAAUUGUUCUUAA